Molecule: messenger RNA, 2460 nt
Organism: Komagataella phaffii GS115
Lineage: Eukaryota; Fungi; Ascomycota; Pichiomycetes; Pichiales; Pichiaceae
Exons: 1
Coding region: 1-2460 (819 amino acids)
Molecular function (GO): protein binding
Source: RefSeq, a predicted model, not a curated record
AUGUCAUUUUCCAUUGUAUCCUCUAGGGACUCCCGUGUGAUGAGUGACAUGGAAUCAUUGACCUUGAAUCAACAAAAGAAUAAGCGAUUGUCAUUUGAAGUGGUAAGCUGCAGAAGCUCACAACACGUUGUCAGCCCUGCUUAUGAACACUUUGUAGAGGGGUAUUUGAAAGACGUUGAUCCUGCUAAGGAGGCUGAUACACCAGAAGACGCCAACAAAUUGGAAGGUGAUACAGUCCUUGAAGACGCAAAUGAAAGCCCAAAAAGUCAGAAAAGUAGGGCUCAUAGCAAUCAUAGCCAUAGUAGUGUGAGUUUUCAUGAGGCACAAUCCAAUGAAGAAGAGUUGUCUCAAGACUUGCAAAUUAACCAGGACAUGACUGAAAGCAAUCCAUCUCUAGAUGAUAACCAAGAAGUGGUCUCCUUGGAGAGUCUACCACCAAAGGCUAGUCUAACUGAUCUGCCCUCCAAAUUACUGGAUAUUAUCGCCAGUUUCCUUCCCCAACAGUCAGCUAUAAAUUUGUCACAAUGUGCAAAGAAAUUGAUUCCCAGCACAAGGAAACGUUUGCUGCGAAAAGUGGUGUUUGUCAAUUCGUGGAAUGAAGCAUGUAGUUUGCAGAGAGAACUCAACUCAAAUAUCCCUAGCACCAUUGUUUCAAUGGAAAAAAUGAUUCCCUUUUUCAGUACCAUUAGACUGAGUAGCGGCAACUUGGGUUCAUUGGUCAAAGAAUUGUGGUGUUUUGCCUCAGUGACUUGGGAAUCUGGAUUAGAGUUCACUAUCAAUGAUUCCUGGUUUUUGGUUGCUCAACACCUAACAAACAUGGACACAUUGAUCUGGCCACAGCUGCCCAUCCUGAAGUAUUCUAUCUUACCUUUGGCUAUACGUUUGAAAAUCAAAAGUUUGUGUGUGGGGAUUUCUCAGAUCAAUAACAACAACCUUGUGAGUUUCGACAAUAACGUGUUGAGCUUCCCCAAUCUUAAACAUUUAGCCAUCAACAUGGAUCAUCCCAACGGAAGAAUUGAAAAUUCAGAACUGGUGUCCAAUCUUUUGGUGUGGGGUGGGACUCUGGACAACUUGGAGACUUUGGCAAUUUCUGGAUCUCUGAACGAAGUUUUAUCCAAGAAUUUGGUGUUCCAUGGAGAGGAAUCUCGUAAACCAAUGGUAUCGGUUGUCAAGGAAGAAAAGUUUCCAGAAAAACCCAAAGAGCCUGUAAAAGAGCUGCCAAGGACACCUGUCCUCCAGCAAGACACUUAUCGUAUUCCACCUCCUCCAGAAUCAACCACUGCUAAAAAGAAUAAGCUUCAUGUUAAUUUCACUGAUAAGCUACGACCAAAGAGAAGAGUACAUUCUGAAGAGGAUCCUGCCUCAGUGGAACCAUCUGCGUUCAAGCCUUUAAGCCCAGUGAUAAACCCAGUACCGGCUGCAGCAUUCCCAAUUUCGCAGCCCAGUACUUCUCCUCCCCAGCAAGCUCCUCCCUCUAACCCAACUCCAGGUAGCCCAUUCCAGCAGCAGAAUGUCAAACCCCCUACUCAAUCUAGCUUGGCCUUAGACGAUUUGUCAAUCAGCAAGAUCUGGUCCAGCUCAUUGAGGCAAAUAAAAAGAUUUAAUAAACUGAGAAUCAACACCCUUUCUUUGGAUAAGAUACUGAUUGACUCCAACGAUAUUAAUGUUUUGUUUGACUGUAUCGAGUUUGGAGGCAUCAAACGUUUGGAAAUGAGGAAUGUCGUCCAUAAAUAUAACGGACAUGUAAAUACUAGUUCCAUCAGCGCAGGAGACCAACUGCUGCUAUCAUUUAUGUUUGAGCUGGGAAGCCGAUUAGAAAAGGUCGAAGAACUAUCACUGGAUAUCAAGUUCAUGUGUAGUCAUUGUCACAAAGAUUGCCAGUUACUGGAAAGAAACUACGUUAUCAAGUUUUUGAAUCAACUUCCACCUUUGAAAUCGAUUCAUUUGACUAGUCAUGAACUGCGCAGCUUAAAUGUAAAACACCUUUCAAAGCAUACGCAAUCGCUGAGGAAGCUUUCGUUUAGCAACCCAUCUAAACUUGAAAAGUUGAUCAUUGCGUUGAAGCAGCAAGGAGAGAUCUUGAACAGUUUCUGGGAAACUGGCUCCGGUACUAGGAUUGAUGAGAGGCUGUUGACCCAUUUCAAUAACAAUGUGGCUCGUAUGCCGCUGAUCAAUGACGUGUUUACUCCAUCUUUAGACACGCUAAAUGAUGAUCUGUCUAACUACAAAAGAAAACUGUUUUCCACAAACAAGUAUCAACUACUAAGUGUUUUUGGACUGCUUGUCGAUGAAUAUGAAACCUCCUUCCCACUACUAACGGACUUGACAAUACUCAGUUAUCGCUUUGAGUUGAAGUCCUCCAGGAUUCGAAGAAAUGCCGAGAAAUUUGAUAGGAGUAAUCUGAGAUACUCCACAAUGUUUGGAAAGCCCAACAGGCAAAGAAGAAUAGUUACCGGGUGA